This is a messenger RNA of Vitrella brassicaformis, 8330 nucleotides long. The record is from the annotation of a GenBank genome assembly. Lineage: Eukaryota; Vitrellaceae.
AAGCAAUGCAACUCGCCGCAGCCUUGGCACUCAACCUGGCGGCGGCGGGAGUGCUCCUCCUCCUCCUCCUCCUCCUCCUCCUCCCUCUGUCGGUGCUGCCGUCUUGCCCUGUGGUGUCCGCCUCGCCACCUCUCGCCAGCCGUGCCCGCUUCUCAUUUCCGUCCCCCUUCACCAAGGGCAAGCUGCUGAGGCGAGAGCUGCAGGACGGUGAGGAGGACGACUCAGAGGAGACUGGCAAGGAGGGCGCCACGCUGCAGCACCGGGUGGUGGGCCGCUUCGACGCCAAGAAGGCCCCGCCCAAGGACAAGCCGAAAGAUGCGAAGAAGGAAGAGAGCAGCGUAAAGGAAGAUAAGGAGGCUGAGGGUGAUAAGGGUGAUUACGAGCUGGACUAUGGCGAGGACGGCUUCAAGGGUGCCGUGCCAGAGCUCAAGGGCGGACCCAAAGGUGAAGAAGCUGCGGACGGAAAGGAGGAGGCCAACACAGAAUCGCCACCUGAUGAUAAUAAUGAGGGCGAAGCAACCACGUCAACAUCAACCACCACCACAAGCACGACCACCUCAACCACCACCACUACCACGACAUCUACCACUAAAGCCCCCAGCAAAGAGGAGCGGCAGGAGGCCACAGAGUCACCCUCUGACAGUGACGAGGGAUGGGAGGACAACUACAUCGAGGAGCCCGCCGCCAGCGGCUUGCAGGGCAAGACAGAUGCUGACGCAAGUGAAACGGAUGGAGGGAAGGCAGAGAAACAGCAGAAGGGGGACCCACAGGACGGUCAGGAGAAGGAGACCACCAAGGAGUCCAAGCCCAUCUCGAUGGAGCAGGCGGUGAAGGCAAGGCUGCCUGCCAAGGAUGAAAACCGGCAGAAAGAGGACAAGAAACAAGAGAACAAGGCGGCAACAGCAAGCAAGCAGGAUGCCACGGCAAGCACACCGGCAACAUCUGCCACAUUCUACUUCCGCAACAGCCUGACCAACGAGCGCAUCCCGGUGCCGCUGCAGCCCGGCCGCACACGCAACCCCCUGCUCACACACCCAUUCACCAUCGAAAUGGUCCUGGAACACCAGAGAGACGGAGCCAAUGUGUCCGCCACACACGGCCUCCCCGCCCCAGCGGCCCAGGAGAUCGCCGCCGUCGAGAUGAGCCUCUUCAUGGAGACCGCUGACAAGAGGCGGCUAGAGGAGGUCCAUCUUCACUCACCCUCUGCGAUGUCGCUGCGUGUGUCGUCUCUCGCCGACAACAAAGGUGAUGUUACAGCUGUUGGCGAGACGCCCCUGCUGAGUGUGGAGCACCGCAAGGAGCCGUAUGUGAUGUGCAGCGACGGGCAGAGGGGCUGCUGGGUGGGGGACUUCCCUGGCACUUAUCGGGUGCGGGCCGUGUUCCGGAGUGUGCAUGGCAACACCCUGCCGCCCGUCGAAGUGCUCAUCGAUGUGCCGAGUGAGCGGCGUGGGUGUUUGUAUGUCAACAACCGUCAUGUGUCCGGCUGUCUGUGUGCUUCUGCAUCCUUCAGGGCUCGAUCCCCGUGCUGCCGACUGCCUGGCAGUUGGCGGUGUGCCGAGCAAAUCGCCGGCCGACGACAAGGAUGCCGACAGGCUGGCGUGCUGCCCCGUUGCGUGUGGGAGAUGUGACGCUGCACCCGACACCGACGAGUGCGUCAGGACACCGGAGUGCUGCCCUUCUCGCGUUCUCGAGAGUGACCAAGCGACGGUGUGCAGAAGUGAAGACGGCAGCAAGGAUGCAGCAGCGCCGCCAUGCUUCACAGGCACGGGAGCAUCCACAUACACAUCCACACACACACAAUUGGACGGGUGGGCAUGACAACGCUCGUGUGCGUGUGGCUGCAGAGCCCUCAUCGCGUCUCGGGGAUCUGUAUUUCGUCCAUCCGGCGACCGGGCAACGCAUCGGCCCGCCCCUCCUCCCGCCCCCACACAUCAACCGGCAGCUCACAUCGCCAUUCAACAUGGAGGUCCACACAUGGCACGCCACCAAAGACGACAAGCCGUCCAUCAAGAUGGAGCUGGCGCGCAUCGACGGACUCAUCGGCCACGACGCCGCAUACGCCGGCGCGCUGAUGAACGUAUCAUUGCCGUAUCUCGAUGCCGGCAAGGACGGCGACAUGUGGCCUACAAAAGCGAAGGAGCGGAUGGCAAAUGCGGUCGAGGCGGGGGCGGUGCUGUCACGUGUGGGCUCUGGGGCGCCGUUCACUCUGUGUCAAGCCAAAGACGGUGGCAAGAGGGACGCACUGGGGGCGUGCGAGGUCCGUGCCGAUGGAGACAAGAAGGGGAGCCAGCUGCCCGGGGGCAUGUAUCGGCUCACGGCCACCAUGCUGGACGAAAAGCAGCAGCCAGUCGGCCAGCAACAGACGGCCAUCAUACAACUGGAACGUGCGCAAGAGAAGCAAGAAAGAAACUCACACACCUUUGUUUGUUUGUCUGUCUGUCUGUCUGUCUGUCUGUGUGUGCUUGCAGGCCCGUCCGCGUCUGAGGCGCAGUGCUUCGAGCACUUGGGUGUGCUUGACGUCGCAUCCCAGGCCUGCUGUGCGUCCACAUGCGGGGUGUGCCACACAGACGAUAGUCAGCAGUGCAGUGACCGCUGGGGCGGAGCCGAGAGCUGCUGUGCCAAUAGGAUCGUGGAGACCAGGACAUUCUGCAGCCAUGCCAAGGCGGCGCCGUGCAUCGGUGGUAGCCUAGGCGCGGUGCGGGGCGCAGAUCCAUUUCGCACAUCCGUCAUCGUCUCAAUGCGUGUGUGGUUCAGAUGCAUCCUUGAGUCUCGGCGAGUUAUCCCUGAUCCGGCCGACAGUCACCACCGAGACGGCCACUACCGCCCCCUCUGCCCUCAUACCCCUCAACGCCACCACUCAGCCACAAGCACAGCCAUUCGAUCUCACGUCCCUCAUUGCUGACCUAUCGACCACCACCGCCCAGCAGCCUGCAGGCCCCCUUCUCGCGGUCACUCAAUCCUCAGCGGCUGAUUUCAACUUCCACGUAACCAUCAACGGCCUCCCGCGGCAGCAUGACGGCUUGGUCGGCGUCAAAUUCGAUGUGCACCGGGUGGAAAAGGGCAAGAAGGAAAAUGCCGCAGCGCUGUUCCUGACACGCGAGCAGAGAGAGCCUCCGUAUGCUCUGUGCUCGUCGAGUGACGGGAGGGAGCGGCUGGUUUAUCGGGGGUGUGGGUGGCCUGCGGGUCAGUACCGUGUGACGGCCCAGAUGAUGUCCCAGGGCAAGCCUCUCAAGUCGCCUGUGGAGGUCACUGUCAAGACAAAGGGUGAGAAGUGGGAUGGAUACACGAGACAGGGUGACUGCAUGUCGAUCUGUGUGCUCUGUGCAUCCCUUUGAAGGUCCGUCUGCAGCGGCCAAUGCGGUGGGCAUGGACGGCGUCUCAACCUCCGCCGAUUUCUCAACCUUCCUGUGCUCGCGCAUCCGCGGCCACAUGAGCGACGACAAGGACUAUGCGACCAGCUGCUGCCCCGCAUUCUGCUCAACCUGCGGCGCGUCACAAUGCGCGAAAAGCGGCAGCGAGAAGCAGCGCCCAUCGCCCCUCGACUGGGCCCGCCUGCCGUCCGUCCCCCCACACGCAUUCGCCAACACCACCACACUGCUCACAUAUCUGAAAAGAGACCAAGAGGGAGGUGGUGUGGUGGAUGGUGUGGUGGAUGGGCAGCAUCGCGAUUCGCUGGUUGCGAGGCGUGCAAAAGGUAUGGAGGCGGUUGAUCGUGCUGAGGCGCUGGCAAGGCUGGAGAGGGAGGUGCGGGAGCGGCUGUGCUGCGCGUCGUUCGUGGCUGAGCAUUUCGGGUCCUGUUGGGAGGGGGCCUCGCCGCACCCCCCAUGUUUGGCGGACGAGCCAGAAGCCAAAACCUUCGCAAACAGCCAGGGUGAGCAUUCCGACUCGUUGUCCUUCACGCUUGUCUGGACCUCUGUGCCUGGCCGUCCUUCAGUGGCUGUCAGCCCGUUGCUGACUUCCAUUAGCUUCAUCGAUCCCAUCCCCCCCGGCGCUGCCAAGCCCUCCACAGCCACGGCAAGCAACGUGCCUCUCUACCUGCCGAACGAAGCAGCGUUCAAUGACCAACCAGCAGAUGCGUACGAGCUGAUCCCGCCCCUCGCACCCCGCAUCCACGGCACACCGAGACACCUGCCCGUCGCUUUCGCCACGCCCCAGCUCAAGAGCCCUUUCAAUCUGCAGAUCGGCCUCCACCCCGCCAUUGACGAAGACACCUCCCACAUCGGGUUCCACGUCAUGGUCCGCCGCGGCAAGGAGGUGGUGUCGCAGCUCUGGGACUUCCGCGCCCCUUUCACGCUCUGUGAAGACAUUGUGAGUGACGGCCAGGAUAUUGUCAAGGAGUUCUGCGGUUUCGAAGGUCGGCCUGGCAACUACACGAUCGUUGCGCAGGCCUUCUGGCUGCAGGGGAGGGAGGGGGAGGGGAAGGGUGUGAAAGAGGAAACAGAGAGGGCGAGGCGGCUGCAGGGUCAGGACGACGCGCAGCUCGCAGCAUGGCACGGGGCCACUGAGAAAGAGGUGUCCGCCACAUUCAAUCGUAGACCGAUCGGACCACCCAUCACCAUGAGCAUCGACGUCCCCGGUGAGUCAGGCCUGCUAACGUCCGUCCAACCAACCCUGUCGGUCGAGUGACCUCCUUGUCUCUGUGUGCGUCUCUGUGUCUCAGAGAAGUCCCCCGCCGUGGAAGAGUGCUUCCGCUCACACGGCAUCCUGCAGCCUUCCCCCACACCACACUCCCCUUCUCUGGCCUGCUGCCCAGCCGAGUGUGGCCGGUGCGACAACGACGAUGGCGAGUGUGCCGUCCGCGGCAGGGCCCUCUUCCUCGACCCACGUGCGUGCUGCCCCAAUGAGAUCCUCAAGGCGGCUGUCGGCAUGAAGACCUACAAGAGUGACAGUGACGGCGAGACACGAAUGCCAAUAGGCGAGCCGUCGCCUCGGUGCGCGCUGCAGGGUGCAGCGCCGUGUGUGGCGGCCACGAGCGGGUUGAGUGUUGCGCUGCGGCGAGACAUCUGCGAGAGCGCCCUCAAUGGGAACUUUAACGCUUUGCACAACACAUGCUGCUCGGGGUCAUGCGGCACAUGUGCGGCAGACUCAAUCUGCCACCUGCGACAGGGCGGGGCCGAUGGCUGCUGCCCCCUCACCAUCACAGACCAGCAGCAGUUGCCGUGCUCAGCCAAGGGAGCGGCGCCAUGCCUUGUCGACGAUGGGCCCUACCAUUUCCCGUCCGCUGAGGUCCGCAGAUGGGCAUUUCGUCCGUCAGAACAACCAAGACGGUCCGCUCACGGCUGCAGCGUCGACACGCCAAGCCGGUGUGUGAUCUACCAGGUGGUCACUGACCGCUUUGCGCUCUCGCCAGGCAGUGAAUCGGACGAUGUGUGUGCCGGGGAGGUGGAGAGCGAGUGUCAGGCCAUGGCUGGCGGGGUCGGUGAGGUGGGUCAUGGGUAUAGGGGUCGGUACUGUGGCGGCAGCUUCAAGGGCAUGGCGGCGAAGGUGGCCUACCUCCGAGACCUGCACGUCACGUCGCUGUGGAUGUCCCCACUAAUGCAGAACACCAAAUGCACUUUCGACGGUAGGUAUCCACUCACAGCGCACAGAUGUGUCCAUCUCGCUGGUCAGGUCAUGCUGUGUCUUUCUCUCUCUGUGUGUGUGUGUGUCAUGCAGGGUCCGCCCCGAGCAACUGGGAGCGCAUCAACAGCCACUUCGGUACGUCAGCUGACCUGCAGUCGCUCGUCACGGCCGCCCACAGCCAGCACAUCGGCCUGAUACCCGAGGUGGUCGUCAACCACGUCGGCAGGGCGGGGCCGCACUGGGGCGACGUCGUGUCGUCCCAGCGGCCCGCAUACGCCACCAUUUACCCCUUCAACGCCACCCACUUCUACCGCCCCUUCGCAAAGUGCCACCCUGCCAGCGAGGUGGCCAGCACCUCCAAGCUCACAUCACGCGAGCGCAUCAGACGGCUGGAGCAGUGCUGGCUCAAUAGCUACCCCGACCUCGAUACGACCGACCCAUUCGUGGAGGAGUAUCUCUCACAGUGGGCUCUUGACGUGGUGCUGCGGUACCAGUUCGACGGCGUUGCUGUGAGGGACAUCGGACAUGUCGACACGGCUUUCUGGGAGCGGUUCCUGCGGCACUUGUCCACCCCAACAGAGCGGGGGGCGAGGAAAAUGUGGGCGAUCGGCGAAGGCAUGACCUUUCCCGAUGAAGCGCUUGGCUCGAGGGCGUUGCAGCUGCAGCACCUGGCGGCUUACCAACACCGGCAGCAGGCCAGCAUGUUUGAUGGCGUGCUCAACUACCCCCUGACAUGGGCGCUGCGAGAGGCCUUCGCGCCCGAUGUGGUGAGACGCAAGUCGAUGCACGGGGUGGCCGAGACCUUCGCCCUCAUGAAGCAGCUCUACAGCGCUCCAGGUCGAGCGGUGAACUUCCUGGAGAGUGUGGACAUGCCCCGGUUUCUGCACGGAACGCUCCCAUGGGACAUGGGGCGGAACGAGGCGCCAAGCCGGGACACGCUGUCGAUGGACGCACCGUCUGUGCGGCAGUACCAGAAUGCACUCACCAUUGUGGGGGCUGCGGAGGGGGUCCCCAUGUUCAUCUACGGCACAGAACAGAUCAAAAUGGCUGACAAAGGUGCGUUGGCAAGGGGGGAAACACAUUGACGGAUAAAUGUACGUGUGUGUGUGUGUGUGUAGAUGAGCGUGCGCCACUCUGGCUGAGUGCGUAUGACACGGCAGAGGGGUCGCUCUACGGCUUCCUGAAGACCCUCAGUGCCCUCCGCGUCAACGGGCAUCUCGACGGGCCGCAGAGAGAGCUCCUGGUGACGGAGACAGGGAGGGAGGGGAAAGACCGCCCCAGCCCACCCACCCACCCAACCACAUGUGUGUGUCGUGUGUCUUGUCUCAGGUGGAAGAUGACGUAUACGCCUUCAGCCGGGGCGACGGCGGCAGUGCCGGCACAGGCACAUACGCCAUCGUCGUCGCCACCAACAUGGGCGUCGGCAAACACACGACCAUCAAGAUCCCCAAACGCGCCCUGCCCUCCUCGCUUGUCGACACUGAUGCGGCAGAGCAGGGUCUGUGUGAGGCACUGAUUCCUUUGGGCAACGCGGCUCACUGCUUUGGGCUGAGUGUGCGGUUGGAGGGCAAGGAGAAGUGUGUCGUGCCUAAGGGAGAGGGGGACGCUGCGCAGGUGGAGGAGAUAUAUGACCCUGACACUUGCCUGGUCAGCAAGCCCACACACACACACACACGACAUAUAGCCACCCACCGCUUGUGUGUUCCGUCUCUGUGCCACGCACAGGCGCAGGAGGGCUGCUGCUGGGUGCCCAUGUCCGGCCAGCCGUCGUGCUUCAAAGCCAGAGAGGGAAACGGAGACAAAGGUGCCCUCACAGCACAGGCCCUGUCAGCGCCGUCACCGUCGAGUGACUGCCCGACGGACGCUCUGUUCGAGGAGAGGUGGCCGUGUGGCUCAAUCCGCGACCAACACGCUUGCAGGGUAAGUGGGCACACAGACCAUGUGAAUGAGCACCGGCUGGGUAAUCAUCUGAGUGCGUGUCUGUCUCAUGCAGGCUCAAGGGUGCUGCUGGGACCCCCAGCCCGACUCGUUAACGAGCCCGCCAUGCUUCACCACAUCACCCCAUUCUCCCCCCAGCCCCCACACACACGCAUCAACGUCGGCGUCGUCUCUCCAGGCCGACACCACCCAGUCGCCCCCGCCGCCGCCGCAGCAGCUGACCACAAGUGACUGCUACCCUGUGUCUGCCCCUGGGGGCGAGGAGGGCGAUGGUUAUGUGCACAUUCCCAUCCGUGGUGGGAUGCCCCGGGUGCUGCUGCCCAGACACACGUACACGCCGUCAGCGGCAGUGCAGGUCCAUGGCAUCAGCGAUGAAUGAGGGGAGCUCGGCUGUGGCGCCCGAUAUAUGGGUGGGUGAUCUAGGUGCGGUGUGGUGUCUCUGUGCUGUUGCUGUCGGACGGAGUGCCUGUUGGUGUGUGUUGGUAGGUAGUUUGGUGGGAUGGGGGGGGGCUGUCGUGUGCAUGCUGCUGGUCUGUCUCCAUCAAAGCGUGCGUGUGUGUGUGCGUGUAGUAGUAGAUUUUUGCUGACGUCUAAACGUCAGUCACUUUCUGACCGAAGAGAGUAGUGAACACUACACACCACACGCCAGUAGAAGCACAUCCAACACACGUACACACACGCACUGGGCUGCUUUGCUUACAUACAAUUGGCCACAACACUGACACAUUUAAUUACGACGCCAAUUCGGUGCAUGAGAGAUUUGGUUUCGUUUGGUUUGGUUUGCCCGGGGUGUGUGAAUGUGUGUUUGUGUGUGUGUGUGUGUGUGUGUG